This is a messenger RNA of Volvox carteri f. nagariensis, 4332 nucleotides long. RefSeq lists its product as uncharacterized. Bases 1 to 3816 code for a protein of 1271 amino acids. Gene Ontology annotation, molecular function: zinc ion binding. Gene Ontology annotation, cellular component: nucleus; cytoplasm. The record is from RefSeq and is a predicted model, not a curated record. NCBI's taxonomy places the organism in Eukaryota, Viridiplantae, Chlorophyta, Chlorophyceae, Chlamydomonadales, Volvocaceae. The transcript has 15 exons.
AUGGACGGUAAGCAGCAGCAGCAGCUCUCCCCGUCACCACUUACUCCGCCGCGAGGCGGGGUCCUCUCACAGCCGGGGAUGGCACGAGACUGCUUAGCCCUCCUGCCAGCCGACGACCCAGCCAGUGCCAGUGCCAGUGCCAGUGCCAGUGCCAGUGCCAACACGGAAGAAGUUCGCCAGGAACGGGAGCAGCAGCAGCACAGCACGCUGGAAGAGCCGUACGCUGCCGCCGUCAGAGCUGCCGCUGCCGGCGGCGGUGGCGGUGGCGGCCUCGUCGCCAGCGCUGACGGUCCCGGCCGCCACAGCCGAUUGUUGGCCACAGCGGCGGCGGUACUGCUGUGGUUCGUCGCGGCCUGGGGACCCCGCGGCAGCGGCGGCGGCGGUGUAGGGGAAGGCCGUACGACAGCUGCGGAGCAGCGGCGGCUAGGCGCAGCCGUACAGCGCGGCGAGAGGGAUAAUGGGAAGGUGAGUACGGAAGAGGACGAGAUGCUGGGAGCGCAGCUGGCGGAACUUCUGGCGCCGUCAACGCUAGCGGCGGCGGCGUCAUCAGCAGCGAUGGCGGCAGACGCCGGCGGCGGCGGCGGCGGCGAUUCUUCGGGCACCUAUCAUGUCCAGGAGUGUGCGGCGGCGGCGGAUGACGACGGGGAGGAGGAACGGCUGGCGGUGGCGGCGGUAACCGAUCUAGGAGAGGUUGCGUUCGAGGCGGCGUGUGCGGGCUUACAGAGCGCCGCGCUGCAGGCGGUGGAGGACCUGCUGGGGGGCCCUGGGCCGCGGCUGGCGGAGGUGGCGGAAGAUGCGGAGCCGGUGGGAUGUGGAGGAUCGGGCCCGGGGCAGCAGCCGCCGCCGCAGCAGCAGCUGCUACUGCCGCCGCCGCCGGCAGGGAUAGGCGCUGCUGGUGCUGCGAUAUCUAGAAGAGUCGUAGCGCCGCCACCGCGGACUACGAGCGUUACAGCCACUACAGUACGGCAAAUUGCGGCGGAGGGCGCGGCGGAUGUAGCAGCGCGCAGCAUAGAGGCUGCUGGCGACGGGUGUCGCUGGAGUACGGAAGGACGGGGAGUAGAGCAGGUGACGUCAAGUGGCGCCACCGCGGGCCUUGGCGGCGGCGGCGGCGGCGGCGACGUCGCCCCUCCCGCUGCCGAGGGUGACAUCCCUCAUCGGGAGCUGGUCCGGCGGCUUGCCGACAGAUUGAUGUCCACCGUUAGCACGGUCGUACAGCAGUGGAAGGCCGCGCCGACGGUGGCGGCACCGCAGGUUGAGGUGCCGUCGCCCACUUCGCCGCAAACGGCGCUGCAGCCGCAGCCGUCGAGUCCGCCAUUGUCAACGGUACCGACGCCGGCGGCGUCCGCUUUUGCCGCAUCGGCGCUGGCAGCGGCGCCGCUGGCAACGUCGCCGUCGGCCGCUUUUCCCAGUCUGGCCACCCGGCUGGCGGACUGGCUACAGCCGGCAAUCGGCAGGACCGCUACUUUAGCACUUGCACUUGAAGCGGUGACGGCGGCGGCGACGGCGGGCUCGGAGCCGGUGCCUGGUACGGAACCUGGCACACCGCCGAACCGCCGCCCUUCCUCCCCGGGGCUGUGUGAGGACCUGGAUGCGUCACCAUUCGCAAUAGAGCCCUCCAUGGGGCACCUCCUUUCGGAUGAGGCAGGAGGCGGCGGCGGCGGCGCACCGACCCAUGGUUCCGCCGUGGCUAGGUCGGCGGCGCUGCACGAAGUUUGGUCGACGCUUGAGCGGCCAGCGCUGCCGUACGGUGAACCUACCGCGACGGCGUCGCUGGCACCGCCGCGGCCAGCGCAGAUGACGCCGUCGCCGCCGUCGGUGGGAGAAUUCUUGCCGCGCCGGCCGACACUUCCAACGCCGUCGUUGAGCAUGCGCGGUGGCGCCGAGUCGGCUGCAUCGCUGUCGUAUACGUGGAUCUCAGAUCUCACCGUCGGCACCUCCGCCGGCUCCUUGGCGAGCUCUUACGCGGCCAGGACGCUGGCGGCGGCAGCGUCGGCCAGCGGCCUAGGCAGCGGCCCCGGCGGCAGCGUCGGCAGCAGCGCCAGCGGUGCCUGCUUCCCAAUACGGCCCUUUGAAAACCACGCCGUCGCUGCCGCCGCCGGCUUCCAUGCCGUCGGCCGAGCGCCUCCGCUGCCACCGUUAUCGUCCGAAGGCUCGGCGCUAGAUAGUGGCAGCUGCGGCGGCGGCGGAAGUGAGCAUGAAGCUGUCAUCGAGGUGGCGCCAUCCGCAGCUCAGGCUCCCGUUGACGUACCCGCUGCCGCCGUACCAUCCGACACGCUGGCGGAGCUCACCGCUGACGCGGCGGUGAGAGGUGGACGAGUGGCUAGCGUGGCGCCAACGGAGGUAAACACGGCCGUGACGGCGGCGGCGGCGGCGGCGGCCACAGUACGGGAGGGCGAGGGUGGCGGUCCCUGCCCGCGCCAGCUGCUGGCGCUGCUAGAGCCGCCGGUAGUGGCGCUGCUGACGGAAGGAGGGCCCCGCCGCCGGGGCGACGGCGGCGGGAGCGGCGGCGGCGGCGAGGAGCCGCAGUGGCAGCUCCGUGUGGUUGCGCACCAAGGCGGCCGUGUGGUGGUGGACGAGCAGGUGCCGCUCACUUGGCCACAGGAAGCGAGGCAUGACGAUGGCGAUGACGAUGAUGAUGAUGAGGGGGAGGAGGAGCAGCUGGCGGGGUACUGUUGUUGUGGGAGUGUCAGGCUGGACUUGGGCAGCUGCCUGCUAGAAGGACCCGCGACACUGCUCGUGCUUCCGCCACCCAUGCCGCCGUACGUGUCAUACGAGCAGUACAGCAGCGGGAUCACCUGCCAGGAGGCCCUUCUGGCCAUGCCCCUGCUGGCGGUUCCGGAGCCCGUGGCGGCAGAGCUGGCGCAGCUGGUGGAUGCUAUGGCGGCGGGCAUGACGAUGACGCGUACGGCACCGCUGGCGGCGGCGGCGCCGGCCGCCGGUGGCAGUAGCGACCCGCGGAUCGUUCGGGCGGUAGCCAGCCGCGAGUACCUGGCGCCGCUCCUCAUGGACCUGGCCACUUUGAUGGGUGGCGGGGGCACGGGUCCGCUCCGACAGCUCCGGAGCCAUGUACUGCAGUUCCUGUACGAUAACGGCUUGGAGAAGAAGUCAGUGGAACUUAAUUGGCACCUCGCGAAGAUGGGCAACCCAGUGAAUGACCUCGAACGGACAAAGAUCGACCUCAGUCACCAGGAGAUGGAACGAUUGGUGACUGAACUAGAAAGCAUCUGGAACGCGUUCACAGUCGGGCCCGAAGGUCCAACUGGCGUGGAAUGGUUGCCAGUUAACGGCAUUUCAGAAGCGCUGCGCGAGGAUCUCGGCUACGAGGACAAUGCAGAGUUUGAGGACGCGCUCGGCGGCACCUUUAACGACUUCCUGGACAAGCUGCCUCGCAUCGUGAAGAAGGAGACCGACGGGAAGGUCUACUUCCAGAUUCUUCCCGAGCCACCUCGGGAGGAGUGGCGGGCCACCCGCCAGACCCUGACCAUCCAGAGCCGUAGCGACCUAUGGCGCGUGUGUCUCAAGUCACAGCAUGCCCGGGUGGAGAUUCCGGAGCUGGAGUUUGAGAUCUCAGCAGAUGGCAAGAAGCAUAUAGACUCGAUCUACAACCACAUCGCGCAGGCUAUUUUCAAUCUGGGCAACUAUGUGAGCAGCAGCCGGGCCUCCAUGCCACCUGAUACGGCAGCCCGCAUUAUGGAGACGGUGGAGCAACUGAACGUGCUGCUGGAUGUGGAGAAACCCUGGACCUGGAUCGUACAUGACCCCUCUGGGACAUCGGUGAUCAAACCUGGAGACGGGGUGCUGACUGACGAAUUGUGAUGUGGUGGGACGGAUAGGAGCGGAAGUCCUGACCAGAUAGAACCUUCAGGAAAGCACCUAUUUCCCUAUCCUCAUAAGCUAGCGGGCAAAGCAGAGGGUCAUGCUGCUGGUCAUCAUACCACAGCGCGUGCGAUGCGGCUACAAGCACACAGGCUAGGUGGUCUCCCCCUGGGCUUCCCCCCCCCCGAGGAGGGGGGGGCGCAAGGAACCCUUCCCGUGAAAGCGGAGGGUUGACGACCUCGCAGGCCAAGCUGUGUGUGUGUGUGUACGAGUGUGUGUGUGUGCGCUUGUGUGUGUGCUUGUGUGUGUGUGUGUGUGUGUGUGUUUGUGUGUGUGUGCAUGUGUGUGUGGAUGUUUUGUGGAGGGGGAUAUUUGCUCGUGAGCUUCGGACGAUGGCGCGCUGCACGUGUGAGCGUGCAGAGAGCUACGUUCCUUUGCCAGGGAUGAAUUCAGUUAGUUGGUUGAUUGGCCGGUGGUCGUAUGGAAAAUGACGCACACGUUUAAAGCUGAACGCAA